Messenger RNA from Porites evermanni, 3420 nucleotides. The record is from the annotation of a GenBank genome assembly. Lineage: Eukaryota; Metazoa; Cnidaria; Anthozoa; Scleractinia; Poritidae.
AUGGCAGAAAGAAUACUACAAGAUAUAGCUGAACAAAAAAAGCGUCUUAAAAUAGCGCAAAUCAAUAAAAACACGGAAGAGAAAGCAGAUGCCUACUACAAUCUAGGCAAGGCUUAUUUCUCCCUUGAGGAUUUCCAUCGAGCAAUAGAGUACCUCAAGCAAUACCUGAGUAUUGCUGAGGAACUCGGUAACAGAGCAGGUGCAGCAUGUGCCUAUAGAAGUCUCGGCUUUGCUUACCUAUUAGAAGGUGACUCCCAAAGAGCAAUAGAGUACCAGAAUCAAGACCUCAGGAUUGCCAAGGAAGCUGGUGACAGGGCAGCUGAAGGAUGUGCCUAUGGCAAUCUCGGCUUUGCUUAUCACAGCCUUAAAGAAUUCCAGCGAGCAAUAGAGUACCACAAUCGACACCUCAGGAUUGCCAAGGAAGUUGGUGACAGGGCAUGUCAAGGCAAAGCCUAUGCCAAUCUCGGCCUUGCUUAUGGCAGCCUUGAAGAAUUCCAAAGAGCAAUAGAGUACACCAAUAAAUACCUCAUCAUUGCCAAGGAAGUUGGUGACAGGGUAAGUCAAGGAAAAGCCUAUGCCAAUCUCGGUCAUGCUUAUCACAGCCUUAAAGAAUUCAAACGAGCAAUAGAGUACCACAAUCAACACCUCAGCAUUGCUGAGGAAGUUGGUGACAGGGUAAGUCAAGGAAAAGCCUAUGCCAAUCUCGGUCAUGCUUAUCACAGCCUUAAAGAAUUCAAACGAGCAAUAGAGUACCACAAUCAACACCUCAGCAUUGCUGAGGAAGUUGGUGACAGGGCAGGGGAAGGCCAAGCCUAUGCCGAUCUCGGCGUUGCUUAUCAAAGCCUUAGUGAAUUCCAAAGAGCAAUAGAGAACACCAAUAAAUGCCUCAACAUUGCCAAGGAAGCUGGUGACAGGGCAGCGCAAGAGACAUGCUAUGCCAAUCUCGGCAGUAUUUAUUACCAUCUCGGCAAAGACCAACAAGCAAUGGAGUACACGAAUAAAUACCUCAACAUUGCCAAGGAAGUUGGUGACAGAGCAUCGGAAGGCAACGCCUAUUCCCAACUCGGCGUUAUUUAUAACAGCCUUGAUAACUACCCAGAAGCAAUGAAGUGCCACAAGAAACAGCUGGACAUUGCCACGGAAGUCGGUGACAGAGAAGGAAAAGGAAGAGCCUAUUUAUCCAUCGGCCUCGUUCAUGAAUCCCUCGGCGACGUGCAACAAGCAAUGGAGAACUACAAGCAGUGCCUGAGAAAUGCCGAGGAAAUCGGUGACAGUUUUGGACAAGGAAGAGCCUAUUGCCGCCUUGGAGGCUGUUAUAGAAAACUCCACGACUUGGAGGAAGCAAUAGGGUGUUACAAGCAACACCUGAGUAUUGCUGAGGAACGCGGUGACAGGAUGUCAGAAGCAUGUGCACAAACCGGUCUGGGUCACUCUUUUUUACAAUCAAAUUCUUUGAAUGAGGCUUUAGUACAUUUUAGAUGCUGUGUUAAAAUCUAUAACACUAUUAGAGCCAAUUCUAUCUUGGAGGAUCAAUUGAAAAUAAGUUUCUGCACGAGUCAUCAAUGUGCCUAUACUCAUUUAUGGCAAGUUUUAGUAAUGCUUCAAAGGAUUGGUGAGGCUUUAUACGCCGCCGAUAGGGGACGAGCACAGGCUUUGUUCGAUGCCUUAAAAGUGACUUAUGGCCUUACACCACUUUCUCCAAGGUUAAUUGAAUCUGAAGAAGAAGAAGUCAGAAAUAUUUUAAGGAAUACAACUGUUUUAACAGUUUUUCUUGCCCUGGAUAAGAACAUACUCAGUAUGUGGGUAUUGCGAAAAGAAGGCAACCCUUUCUUUUGGCAAUUGAUGUUACAAAAAAUUGGAAAAGAGCACAAAGAUUCUUUUGCUCUCCUUUUAGACUUUGUUUUAAAAACCAUUGGGGCUGGCGUCCGUAUCAGGUGCGAAAAUCGGUCAAUGGAUAAACUGAGUACAACAACUUCAACUACUCGAGACGAACAUCAAGCAUCAGAGGCAUCACAGGAGACCACCGACUGUUUGCAGCAAUUAUAUGAUGCAGUUCUUGGUCCCAUUGAAAACUUGCUUGAUGGUGAUGAACUAAUUGUAGUUCCUGACGGCGCUCUGUCUAAAGCUCCUUGGGCAGCCAUGAGUGAAACUUUAAGGAUCCGCACUGUUCCCUCACUGACAAGUUUGAAACUCAUUACUGAUUCUCCAUCUGGACGCCACAGUAAAAGUGGAGCCCUGCUUGUCGGUGAUCCUUGUUUGGAGAAAGUUAAAACUAAAGACGGGAAGCCUUAUGAUCCACUGAAGUACGCAAGAAUGGAAGUGGAGAUGAUUGGAAAAAUUCUAGAGAGUAAACCAUUAACAGGUGAAGAUGCAACCAAAGAGGCGGUUCUUCAGAGAAUCGGGUCAGUUGCUUUGAUUCACAUCGCAGCCCACGGAAGAAAGGAAACCGGAGAAAUUGUUUUGGCUCCAGACCGCCGAUUGGAAUCCGACACUCCUAAGGAGGAGGACUGCAUUAUGAAAAUGUCUGACAUACAAGCUGUUAAGCUGAGAGCGAGACUGGUUGUGCUAAGUUGCUGCCAUAGUGGUCAAGGAGAGGUCUCGUCUGAGGGUGUGGUCGGUAUGGCACGUGCUUUCUUGUUUGCUGGUGCUCGUUCCGUGCUGGCGACACUCUGGGCAAUUGAUGACGAAGCCACAAUGAUGUUUAUGGAAUCUUUCUACCAACAACUUGGAAGUGGAGAAAGUGCAAGUGUUGCUCUUCAGAGGGCCAUGAAACGUCUUCGAGAUUCCCACGAUUAUUCUGCUCCAAAGUACUGGGCUCCUUUUGUUCUGAUGGGCGAUGACGUUAAGAUUGAAUUGGAAAAAGAGUCAUUGAGGAAGUCGUAAGUGGAGAUUGUUUUUCUUGCUCUUCUAGCAACAAAAGGCUUAAGAAGAAAAGCUAGAACCAUUCUUGUCAAAUUCAGAUAAAAGGAAAAUGACAGACUCGAUAAUAAAAAGAAUAAAAAUAUGUACUAAGUAAGGAUGAGUUGGGUGGUAAGUGUUAAAUUAUUAUGGAUUCACUCAAGUAAAUGCUAUUCCUAACGGGCUACCAACACAUUUCAAAAAUCAAUUGAACACUAGGCAUUGCUUAAUGUUCUCAAUUGUUAAAUAGUUUAAGUCAGGUGUGGAUAAAAGAUAUACAUAGGGAAUAAGUUUCCUUCGUUUUUCUACAGGACUAGCACUAAAUGUAGAGAAAGUCAUAGCUUCAAAACGAACAAAUAUGUCUUCUAACAUGUUAAAUGUUUUUCAUUUUCCUAUUUUUCAUAUCAUCAUCCGUGAUGGCAUCCCAAAAUUUAACGCUUGGACCUUUAUUUUGUUUUGAAAUGAAAGAUUAAUUAAGGUAUCAAUUGUUACUUUCUUUACAGGGAUGCGCUGAAAGUUUGA